CUUAUAAAAACAACACAAAGUCUGUUCAAAUGCUGUGAUGCGACGGGUAGUGCCGAGAUGCCGGUCAUGGCUAUACCCAGCUCUAUGGGGUCAUCCUAUUAUCGGUAAGGUUAACACAUGGAGGACGGUUUGCCCUCAGUGUCAGUCGGCGGUGUCGGCUCUAGAUUCAUAUCUCAAAAUGACCUAGAGGAGGCAAAAGCACGCAGAGAAGAUCAGUGGAAGGCAGCAUAUGCCAGGCUCGGACAGGUGCCUCCUCCGCAACCUGUGGAAGAUUCCUUCGAUGGUCGGAGUCUAGCAGAGAAAUUAGCCGCGAACAGGGCCGCAAAACAGGAAGAAUGGGAGGAGAAGACGAAGUUAGCAAAUCAAUUUCGCGCACUGGAAGAGGACGAGAUCAUGUUUCUAGACUCUAUCAGAGAAAAGCAGGCCGAAGAAGAACGCCUCCGGAAAGCACAGGACGGCGAGGAGCUCUCAGACUUCAGAAAAGCUGUUGCAGCUAGGGAAAAUGACCUCAACAAGCCUUCGCAGCCAAUAGCACAACCACGAAAACAGAGUGAUGAUACUCCGGAGAAGCCUAAAGCCGCUACUGUGCUGGCGUCCAAGAAGGAUGUCAAGAAAUCGUUGAAGGGUGUCGUAGUGAAGAAGAGACCAAAGUCUAACAUUCAAACACCCAGCGAAUCCAAGGCAAAGGCGAAGGAAUCUGCUAAGAGCAUCGAUGACGAUGCACCACCAGUCGCAAAACGUCGCAAGAUUUCUGGAUCAUGACAUCCCUCACAUUCCACAUUCCGGCUUUCCUGUAGCUGUCCUUGUAGAUUUGUUCAUUGUAAUAUCAUCUAAUCCAAGAACACGCUGUCCAGUCUUUCUCA
Molecule: messenger RNA, 863 nt
Organism: Suillus clintonianus
Lineage: Eukaryota; Fungi; Basidiomycota; Agaricomycetes; Boletales; Suillaceae
Product: N-terminal domain of NEFA-interacting nuclear protein NIP30-domain-containing protein
Exons: 6
Coding region: 118-762 (214 amino acids)
Cellular component (GO): nucleus
Source: RefSeq, a predicted model, not a curated record